GAAAGGCAUAGAAAGAGCUAAACUCUCUCCGUUCAUCUAGUUUGUAAAGCAAAGAAAGAGAGAGAAGCGAUGGGAGAAGGAAGAGAAGGAGACUGGGAGUGCAGUGGAUGCAAGAACAGGAACUACGCUUUCAGAUCGUUUUGCAAUAGAUGCAAGCAACCUCGUCUUCUCGUCGACACCAAAACACCCGCCGACUCGAAAUGGCUUCCACGUAUCGGCGACUGGAUAUGCACCGGUUGCACUAACAACAAUUAUGCAUCAAGAGAAAAGUGCAAAAAGUGUGGGCAACCAAAGGAGCUAGCGGCAAUGCCAGCAAUUGCAAUGCCUGGGGUGCUUCCAACUCAUUCACAUUAUUUUGUCAGGGCCCCAGGAGAAAAGAUGAAUUUUGGGUUAUUAGGCAGCAGUGUUCUCUCGCAGACAUUUCCCUCAAGUUCAAGUUGGUCUGGAGGAAUAGCUGACAAGUAUGGAGUCCAGCCAACUUCUUGGCCGUUGGCUGGUAGUCAUAGUUCUGGACCUCCAUAUGAUAAUCCUAAAAAUCAGCCCCUUUCAGUUCCAAAAGGGUGGCGGAGUGGCGACUGGAUAUGCCACUGUGGCUUCCAUAACUACUCUUCACGGGAACAGUGCAAAAACUGCGACGCUUCUAUGCCACCAGCACACGGAACAAAGCGGUUAGCAUCUGAAGAGUUAAUUCAAGAAUGGGAUAGCAAGAGAUUGAAUUUAGGAAAUACAAAUGGGCAGCUCGAAUCAUAUCUGGGAUAUGAACAGAUGGUGGGAGCUACCAGCGAACCCAAAACUAGUUUUUAUACUCCCUAUGGACCCUAUCCCAGUGCGAGCAGAUCAGGUGUGGCUCCAAAUUGGCAAGCACCGAUGCAGUUUCCAUUUCAGGCAACAGCACCUACUCUCCUUGGAAAAGGGGCAAAGCAAUGGCGUAAUGGAGAUUGGAUGUGCACAAAUUGCAACAAUCACAAUUAUGCAUCUCGAUCACAAUGCAAUAGGUGUAAAACUCAUAAAGAAGUGGUUACGGAGCCAGUGGCAGCUCAGCCGGUCGAUGCUGUUUAGUUGCAAAUUUGUGGAGGUUCGAUUGCUAUAGGUUCAACUUCUUCUUGCUUAGAUUCUGUAUCAGUUUUUAACUAUGUAGUUUCAUGGUGUUGAAAUGAAGAAGAAUGUUACGUUCUUAUAUCAUAGACUGAAAUUCUAGGAAACAGUGGCAAAUCCCAAUGAAUGUAAUGAACAGCUAAUCAGUUUUUGUUUAGUAAAGAAGAUCAUGGGAGUAGGUCAUGUUUGCUGCCACUUUGUGUUGAGAGCUUCCUUCGUUUA
Tripterygium wilfordii is the source of this 1317-nucleotide messenger RNA. Its product is annotated as nuclear pore complex protein Nup153. NCBI's taxonomy places the organism in Eukaryota, Viridiplantae, Streptophyta, Magnoliopsida, Celastrales, Celastraceae. Gene Ontology annotation, biological process: regulation of DNA-templated transcription. The transcript is spliced from 7 exons. Gene Ontology annotation, molecular function: transcription coregulator activity; mRNA binding. Bases 70 to 1059 code for a protein of 329 amino acids. The record is from RefSeq and is a predicted model, not a curated record. Gene Ontology annotation, cellular component: cytoplasm; nucleus.